UUCAGAGAUCGUCGUAGCAAUACGACAAAUUAAAUAUCUUUAAUAGUAAUAAAUAACGACCAAUUUAAUACAAGUGUUGAUAAGUUGUUAUUUCUAAUUGAAGUCCGAUUAAAAUUAUUAUUCAAUGUGCAGUGUGUGAUUUGUGAUUUAAAAUUUAAAAGGAACUUUGGAUUAUAAAUUAAAUAAUGUCUACUACUAACGGAAAUCACAAAGAAUGGCGUCGGCCAGCCUCGGUUCCGUACCCGAGCAUCUGGCGUCGGUUCGAACGCCCGGACAAAAAUGAACCUGGACGAAUCCGGAAAUUCCGGGUACAAGACGCCAGUGACAAAAACUUACAAGAUGCCAUCGUAAAACACAUGUCCGAGAUAUUUUUAGAAGACGAACCGACUUGUCACUCACUCAAUUUAGUAAAUGAUGCCGUAUCCCUGGCCGAAGCCCAAGAGAUCUGGCACCAUCUGUUCUCAUUCAAUUGCGUUCUGGUGUGUUUGGAAGAGAACCAGGACGGAACUUUGGUGAUGACACCAGGAACCAACACACCUUACAUCGUUGGAUGCAAUUUGACCUACGUUUGCAGUAAGGGCGAAAAAAAUCCCAAGGUAAAAGGCGAAGCUUUGUCGAUAAUAUGCGAAGCAAUGGACUAUGUGGCUUCCUUCACCGACAGUUUCGCCCACUACGGAGUAGACGAGUACCUCUACGCCUUCGGUUUAAGCGUGGACCCGCGUUAUAGAGGAAUGGGCAUCGGGAUGGAAAUUCUUAAAGCCAGAAACGAUUUAGGAUUGAAGGUUGGUUUAAAAGCUACAGUAACAACCUUUACUGCAAUAGCUUCCCAGAAACUAGCCGAAAGAUGUGGAUACGAAGUUUUAGUCGAAAAGACAUAUGAAGAAAUCGAGAAACACAACCCCAGAUUCAAAUUCCCGGGAAUACAGACUAAAUCGAUGAAAAUAAUGGGCAGGAAACUGGAUGUACAUUUACCAUAAUAGAAAUACAUGUAUAGUCUA
Messenger RNA from Ctenocephalides felis (cat flea), 998 nucleotides. RefSeq lists its product as uncharacterized. Gene Ontology annotation, molecular function: N-acetyltransferase activity. Bases 186 to 977 code for a protein of 263 amino acids. Lineage: Eukaryota; Metazoa; Arthropoda; Insecta; Siphonaptera; Pulicidae. The transcript is spliced from 6 exons. The record is from RefSeq and is a predicted model, not a curated record.